UUUUUGCGUCGGGUCUGAAAGGGGGAGGCCCAAGGAUUCAAAAAGAUACACAUUCUUGUCACUGGAGGAAACGUUCUGGACGGAGAGAGAGAGAGAGAGACAGGGGAGCGAUUGCCUUUUCCGAGAACUCGUGUGUGGUAAAAUUGUCUGAAAGAAUAAAGAGACGAACAAAAUCGGGACGGAAAAUUUACUAUGGUCCUGGUGGAGGGUCUGAUCUUCUUGUUAUGGCCCCUCAGCACUUUAUCUCAUGCAUCACCAGGUGAUCCGUGGAGCAGCUGUCCAGCAGAUAAAAUGUGCAAAGUCAAGUUUGCGAAUGGCGUAUGCGAUAUGGAAUGCUCCGGAUCCCAGUGCCUGAAAGACGGCUUUGACUGCCUUAGGCCCAAAGAAUCGUGCAAUUCCGGCUAUACUAAGUACUGCCGUGACAACUUUGACAACACGCACUGCGAUAAAGGCUGCAGUACUGCACCAUGUGGGUGGGAUGGUUCAGACUGUAUAAAAAACUAUAAAAAUCAGCGUCCCAACUGGGCCAAAGGUACACUGAUUCUGCAUACAGCAAUUCCCUUCCAGAAAGCAGUGUUGCAGAACAAUUCCUUACUUUGGGCUAUCAGCAUCCUGCUCCAGACCAGUGUCAAACUGAGAGGUAUGGUGCCACUUCAGCCCAGUACUGAUUUCAUUACUAUGGAGGCACAGCAGAUGAUAGAUCUGCACCAGCAAGCACCUACCUACAAGAGCAACAGGUCGUUAUUGUUCCUUCAAGUGGAUAACAGGCCAUGCUCCCGGUUACAGUUCACUUGUUUUCCCUAUGCGUCGGAGGCAGCAGAUUUCCUGAAUGCUGUGCUGGAGUUGAACCGUGCCCCAACCCACAUCAAGCCUGAGAUCCAGGCACUCAUCAGCAUCCGGGGCAUCAAUAAGGAGAUCGCAGUGAUAGAACCUACCAUCAAGGACCCUGAUGGUUCUCCUCCAUGGCUGUGGCCUGUGGUUGGUAUUGCGGUGGGCAUUGGGGUAGCACUGGCCGUAGUGGCACUGAUAGUGCUGGUAUGGCGAUGGAGAAGACGGCAUAGGAGAGAACGAGGAAACCUUGUGCAUCACAGAUCUACGGCAACGGACAACAAUGGUGAGAGUAAAGACUGGACACAGUGCUCCGCUGAGCAGAACAAAAGGAACGGAAGGAUAGCAAGGGAGAAGGACAGAAAUGGCAUGAGGAAAAAUAAGGAGAAGAAAGGGAAGGACCUGGGAAAGAAGCGCAGGGAACCACUCGGAGAGGAUGCCAUCCGAAUGAGGCCUCUUAAAAAGACCAUGGACAUUGGCAGUGACACAGAUGUGACCCAGAGCUCAAUGGAGGACAUCAGCAGGACAAUCUGUGACCACAGAUCUCCAGAUCAGAAACAUUUCAACAUCAGUCACCAACAAGUGCCAAUAAGUCCACCAAGAAGGUGGGACAGGAAUUCUAUUCCUACAAAUCAGCGGACCCCAAGCAAUUCAGCCCCAGUGCAGUGGUGUGGACCUGAUGGUUCUGUGGUUCUGAUCCGAGCUGUGAGGAGCGGCCUCGAUCGGGUGGUGCUGGAGCUGCUCAGAGCUGGAGUGCCUGUCAACAACACUGACCACACUGGGAGAUCUGCCCUGCACUGGGCAUGCUCAGUAAACCACCUCUCAUUAGCACGGACACUGAUACGUUAUGGCGCUGCUGUGGACAUGCAGGACCACAAGGGUGAGACAGCUCUGUUUCUCGCGGCUCUCCACGGUUGCUAUGAUACUGCCAGGUUUCUCCUCCUAAACGGUGCCAAUCAGGAGCUGACUGACCGCAGGGGACGCCGGCCAUUAGAUGUGGCCCGGGAAGGAUACCGUCAUCAGAUCCUUGAGCUUCUACUGGCCCACCGAGUACACCACAGCCCAUUUCCUGUGGCCCCAGCUACCGAGGUGCUGUGGGAUGAUCGCGGUUACCUGUAUUCCCCGUGGAUGGCAUCACCUCCGUGUCUGCCAGGAAGGAGCGCUUCCUUUUCUGGGGUUGUAGGACCCAGGGAUAUGUCUUCACCCCAGCCCAGUGACUGGCAAUAUGUGCCAACCCAAAGCUUGCGGCCAAUGACAAACCAAUCCACAACUGCACUAGUCAGCCCCAGGGUCCUCAGCAGGCCAUCACGUCCAAUCAGCACACUUCAGGAAGUAACCUCAGAAGCUGAGGAAGAAGAAAGGGAAGUAGCACAGCAAGGCUCCAGAGCAACGACACCCCACUUCCUGUAUCCUCAGCCGGCACCGCGGCAGCGCUCGUUCUCUUGCACGCAACCCGCUCUGCAGCGCCGCCUCAGUGCCAACCAACCAGAGCCGGUCAUCAACGUCCUACCAGAGAAACUAACAAAUGAGCAAGUGGAAAUAGUGGUUGUGCCCCACCCUAAGGCUAGCUCUAGCCAAUCAGAGAGCAGAAAUGCCGGGGGAGCGGGUAACACAGACUCUGAGAGAGAGAGAAAGAAGAGCUGCGAGGCAGAAGGUCAAAGCGAGGUGGUCAAAACCAAGCCCAUAUCAAUACAGACUGUUAUGUGAGCGUGAUGGACUUGCAUAAAGUUCUGUAUUGUAAGAAGGUCCAAAAGUCUAAUUCCACUACCAUGCACUUCAAAUCGAUCAUUGUAUUAAUGUUUUAAAGUUCUAGAUAUGCUGAGCACGCUCUCUUUGCAUUGUUUGUUUGUGCAAGUUUUAUACUCAUGCUGCCUUCUAUGUUUUCUGUCUAAGACUCUCCAGAUAUUUUAAUGUCAAGUAAUUAAUAUUAGAAAGAAAUUAAUAAUAAACCACUUCCUAAAUGACCAUUUUAGAUUGUUAGAUAGGUUCUAAUAAAAACUGGUGAUAGAAGUUGAUAUUGAUGUUUAUCAUGAUGAUGAUGUCAUAAAAAAGGAUUGCUUUCUUUUAGUGUUAGUAGUCUCUUAUUGUAACAAACUGGAUUAGGAUUUCAGAACUAAUGGAUUAAGACAAACUUCUGGUAGUGGACUCAGGCUUUUGUAGCCAGCUGUAUAUAUUAUUUUAUACAAAUAUAGAUGCCCACAAAUUUUUUAAAACCUGUAUCUGCAAUUUGUAUUAAUAAACUAGACAAUUUGUUCAA
This is a messenger RNA of Hemibagrus wyckioides, 3085 nucleotides long. It is a transcript of the gene notchl, whose product is annotated as notch receptor, like. Bases 193 to 2535 code for a protein of 780 amino acids. Gene Ontology annotation, biological process: cell differentiation; multicellular organism development; Notch signaling pathway. Gene Ontology annotation, cellular component: membrane. The transcript has 11 exons. NCBI's taxonomy places the organism in Eukaryota, Metazoa, Chordata, Actinopteri, Siluriformes, Bagridae. The record is from RefSeq and is a predicted model, not a curated record. Gene Ontology annotation, molecular function: protein binding.